CUAGCGGGAUAAGAAUGCAUCGUGUACUUUUAGCCAUUCACGUUUUUGUCCAUUUCAAUUGUUGUUCUGAAUUAAUUUUGUAAUUGUUACUUUAUUUCGUACUUUGUAAAAAACUGUUAUUGUUCGUGGUGGUGGUGCUCAGGUGGUGGUGGCUUUUUUGGGGUCGGGGGGACAAUAAAAAUGAUAGAAUUUCAAGUGCCGCUUUUGAAAGAGUUAUCUUACUUUGAAAUUAUCACUUUUGGAGUGGUUACAAUCUCCAUUUUGUUCACUUUGUGCGUGUUAGUGGUGAAGACCUAUAGGAGGAUUAGGAACUCAAUUCCUGCCAAGGUUAAUUGCUGGUUUUGCAAUGAAGAUACCAAGGUGCCACGACUUUCGAAAAAUGGAUGGAUUUGUCCUAGUUGCCAGCAAUAUAAUGGAUUUAAUGAGGAUGGGAGUUACAACAAAAGAAUUCCGUCACAAUUUAUAGAAUCCUUAAAUCGCCCUAUUCUUGGAGGACGGCCGACUGAAAACCUUGACCAAGAUUCUAAUCAUCAAACGUUCCAAUUAUGCGAAGGAUGUAACUUGAACCAAGAACUGAAAUAUUUUCAGCUAGCACAGUAUGUCCCUGUUAAGGAGGAUAAUUAUGAUGCGGAAAUUGAAGCUGAAGAGCGAAGGUUGGAUCAAGUAUAUGACAUAUGCGUGGCAUGUAAGAAGAUUGUCCGACAAGCAUUAAACGGAAAUGCAAGAAAUUCAUCCCAGGAACAACAAGUGCGUCCUCCAUCAAAUUCUGUAGAACGUCCAGGUCGACCAAGUACUCCUGUUCCAAUGCCGCUAAAUCACCGACCAAGAAGGACACCAGAAAAUCCGAAUCAAAAUCAAAAUAUGUCUCAAUCUGAAGACAAUAAUGAUUUAACAGAAUUGACACAGCUGCAUAUUGGUUCUAAUAAGCCAAGAUCUCAAGCUGGAUCUAUCUUUGGUGGCUCCACUAAUGGAAAUUCAAUCAGCUUUGUAGAUUGGAACAUGAAGCAGCAACGAUCUACGUUAGGCAAUUAUUCUCCAUCCCCACCGCCUCUUUCUACAAUUUCUGGAUAUUUUGGAGAUAAACAAGCCUCCGUAUUACCACAGAAUUCUUGGCAACAAAACGUACCCCAACCCAUGUAUCCUUAUUCAAUGAGCAAUUUACAUCAAGCCUCAUCCCCCUUUAUGAACUACCCAUCCAUACCUGAUACUUAUCAAUACAACUACAAGAGCUCUUCUGUAGCAUCGGUCUUUGGAGGGGGUCGAAAACCAAUCCUCUCACCCUCAAUAUUGGCCGGUGGCGGUGGUUCAUUGUUGAGCUCUCAAGAACAACAACGAUUUCAGCAACGGUCUCCGGUCGGAUUUCGUCACUAUAACCACAUGUGCUACUGCCCACAAAAUGGCGUAUCUGCCUUUAGAUCGUAUAAUCUUGUCUACGGAGGAAGAAAUAUGGCAUUAUCUCCAGCUGAAUUAAAUUCAUCUCCACCACUAUACAAUUACAUGCCGCAAGAAAAGUACCCACACAACAAUUACUCUAAUUCUUCCAGUCAGAGUUCUGGCUUCGUCUCUGUGACUCGUGAUGAUUACAACAGUAGCAGUCAAAGGACUUCCUCUUCACCUUCGCGAUUUUCGACAACCCCAAACUCUGGCCUUGAUGACGAUGAUCAAAUGUGCUCUUCACAAAAUUCACGAUUUUCAAAUGUUAAUAGAGGAGGAGGAGAACGAAGAUAUCUGCCUAACCCAAAGAUCUUUCAACGCCAACACGUUACAAGGUCUACUUCUCGUAAGUUACCAAAUACGAAUAAUAAGAAGAAGAGAAUGAGCUCAAAUUCCCAGGAUGGGUUAUUCUUUUCGGAUGAUGAUGAAGAUGACAAAGAAUCUAAGGGCUCUCCUGCUGCUGUUAACGGAAAAUUGCAUCGCCAUAGGCCUAGUUCUGUUCCUAAUCCUACUACUACUUCCCCCAUUCAGAAAUCAGGAAACGUCAUGAAAAGGAUUGGUGGAUGCCUGGGAACUGCACUGUCACCCAGAAGGCUGUGCCAAUUAUUUCUCCGGACAUUUGUGUUCAUAAAUGUGCUCGUAGUUUUUUGCAUUUUCUUUGUCGGAGAGUGGCCCGAGCCAAUAAGCUCUGUCGUAAAUAUGGCAUCAGAGUUCUAUGUGCAGUGUUUCGGGUACAUAUUGCCCCUUCUGUUGCAUUUUGAAUAUUUUCUCAACGUAGUCUUAAGUUAUCUUGUACCAGAUGGAAGUGAUGACCUCGUGACCUUGGACGAUGAAGCAUUAGAGAGAAUGUUGUUUAAUUGAAUCUUUUGUUGCGAAAUGAUAUAUUUAGUAUUGUCUUUUGUCAUGUAACUUUAAACUUAUUAUCUUGCACCCACAAAACCUAUCAAUACUUUGUUCAAUGACUGCAUCAUGUAAGCAUAACUUGUGUCUUGUUUUGACCAUUUUCUGUCCGUUGUUAAACUAUCUAAUUUUAGUACUUGUAGUGAUCGAAAUUUAGAAUUGUUAUGUUUGAUGUUAUGUUUCUUCCUUUAACUUUUGCAAACCAAUGUAGCUAUUAAUCUACCCAAUACUAUAAAAUGGAUAUCUAAAAAGAAAUGCGAGACUGAUGAGAUUAUUAAUAAAGCAAAAAUCGUUGAAAUAAUAUAAUA
Folsomia candida is the source of this 2642-nucleotide messenger RNA. RefSeq lists its product as uncharacterized. Gene Ontology annotation, biological process: nuclear migration along microtubule. The record is from RefSeq and is a predicted model, not a curated record. NCBI's taxonomy places the organism in Eukaryota, Metazoa, Arthropoda, Collembola, Entomobryomorpha, Isotomidae. Bases 181 to 2295 code for a protein of 704 amino acids. The transcript has 4 exons. Gene Ontology annotation, cellular component: nuclear membrane. Gene Ontology annotation, molecular function: lamin binding; actin filament binding.